AUGAAGAUCGCCAUCGCAUUGCUGGCCUGUCUGGGCCUUGUGGCUGCGGCCAACUUCCACCAGACCCAUGAAGUCAAGAUCGCCGACAAGGACUUCCUGAUCAAGCAGAUGUUCCUCAACGACAUGGUCCUGCGCAUCGAGGAUCCCCUGAUGAACGAGGAGUACAUCAAGCUGGGCCAGAAGUUCUACUUCGAGGAGUCCUACUACACGCACUACGACCUGUACAUGAAGAAGUUCUUCGAGGCCUACAAGGCGCACGCCUUGCUGCCCAAGGGCGAGUUCUUCGGCGCCCUGGUGAUGUCCCAUGCCAAGCAGGCCCGCGGCCUGUUCAACUUCUUCUACUACGCCAAGGACUGGGAGACCUUCAAGACCAACGUGGCCUGGGCCCGCAUGCACGUCAACGAGGGCAUGUUCGUCUACGCCCUGACCCUGGCCGUCAUCCAUCGCAACGACUUCCAUGGCCUGGUGCUGCCCAUGAUCUACGAGAUCUUCCCGCAGUUCUUCUUCAACAGCAAGUUCGUCUACGAGGCCGAGAAGUUCGACUAUGAGAUGUGGAUGAAGAUGACGAUGUACGAGAAGGAGUACAUGGAUGUCUACUACAAGACCCACUCGCAUGGUUAUGGAUACGGAAACAUGUACCAGUCCAGCGACUACACUUACAUCAAGGACUUCAAGACCUGGCAGUGGUGGAAACUGAUGGGUCUGGGCGAGCACUGGUACAGCAACGACAAGUUCAUUCUGCGCGAGAACAUCAACGAAUUCUACCAGGAGUCCCAGUGGCUGUCGAUGAUGAAGGACGUCAAGAAGUUCUACAUGCCGGUGGACUACUCUCGCGAUCUGGACAUCUACAACGAGGAGUCGAUGCUGUCCUACUUCACCGAGGAUCUGGGCUGGAACGCCUACUGGUACUACCUGAACAUGGACUACUCCUUCUUCCUCGAUGGCAAGACCUUCGAGCUGCAGAACGAUCGUCGCGGUGAAUGGUGGCUGUACAACGUGCACCAGAUGCUCAGCCGUUACUACAUGGAGCGUCUGUCCCACGGAUUCGGCGAGAUCCCCGAGUUCUCCUGGUACCACCAGAUCGAGAUGGGCUACGACCCGCAGAUGAUCUACUACAAUGGCAUCGGCUACAGCUACCGCAAGAACUACUACGAGAUGGAGACCUACGGCAACUUCGAUAUGCUCGACAAGAUCACCGGCUUCGUGAAGCGCGCCCACAACAUCGUCGAGAUGGGCUACUACAAGACCGCCGAUGGCCACAUGAUCGAUCUGCGCAAACCCGAGUCCAUCGAGUUCAUUGGCAACAUGAUGCAGGGCAACAUCGAUGCCAUGGACAAGAUGUUCUACCAGUUCUGGUACAUGCUCGCCCACAUGUACUUUGCCGAAACCGACUACACCCAGAUGGAUGUCUACCCGAAUGUGAUGCUGAACUUCGAGACCAUGAUGCGGGACCCCAUGUACUACAUGUUCUACAAGUCGAUCGCCUCGGUUUACUUCCAGUUCAUGCACCACCUGCCCAAGUACACCAAGGAGCAGCUGCUGAUGCCCGGCGUGACCAUGAAGCAUGUGGAGGUCAGCGAUCUGACCACCUUCUUCGAUCUGGUUGACUUCGAUGUGACCAACAUGCUGAACGACAAGAUGGUCUUCCAGGACGGCAAGUUCGUGUGGGACAAGUCGCUGUUUGCCCGCCAGAUGCGUCUGAACCACAAGCCCUUCACCUACACCUACACCAUUGAGUCCGACAAGGUCGAGAAGGUGGUGAUUCGCGCCUUCCUGGGACCCAAGUACGAUGAGUUCGGCAGGAUGAUCUCGCUGACCGAGAACCGCCAGAACUUCAUGGAGAUCGACGAGUUCUUCUACGAACUGAAGGCCGGCAGCAACAUGAUCACCCGCAAGUCCAGCGACUUCUACUGGACCGUCAAGGACCGCACCACCUACACCGAACUGUACUACUACACGAUGAUGGCCUUCGAGGGCAAGUACGACUUCCCGCUGGACAUCAGCGAGCCCCACUGCGGCUUCCCCGACCGCCUCGUCUUGCCCAUGGGCUGGAAGAAGGGCAUGCCCAUGCAGAUGUUCUUCAUGGUCGUUCCCUACGUGGCCCCCGCCCACGAGCAGUUCUCCACCUUCGACUACACCUACUCGUGCGGCAUUGGCUCCGGAGCCCGCUUCGUCGACAGCCUGCCCUUCGGCUAUCCCUUCGAUCGCGAGGUCGACGAGUACGAGUUCUUCGUGCCCAACAUGUACUUCAAGGACGUGAUGAUCUACCACGCCGACACCAUGGAGCCCUACUACAAGUACAAGAGCUACUCCAACUUCGGCCACUUCGACUACUCCUUCUUCAACGACUACUACACCAAGUACUUCAAGUUCUGA
Messenger RNA from Drosophila takahashii, 2376 nucleotides. It is a transcript of the gene Lsp1beta, whose product is annotated as Larval serum protein 1 beta. Lineage: Eukaryota; Metazoa; Arthropoda; Insecta; Diptera; Drosophilidae. The record is from RefSeq and is a predicted model, not a curated record.